CUGGGCUUGACUCGCCGCCCUGUCCCCGCAGCGGAAGCGGUGUCCGGCCGGGGCGCUUGAGUCGCAGCGCGAAGCUGAUGCAACCCGGCGCCGGCGACUGGAGAAGGGCAGCGGGGGCGCCUCGCCGGUGAGCAGCGGGUCGGGUCACGUUUGUAACGGCUUGACUGGUCAAAGGCUGACGCGAUGGGGGGUGAGCUGACCCCGAGAGAGAAAUGCCACCUGAUCACCCGGAACCUACAGGAGGUUCUCGGGGAGGAUAAGCUGAUGCCCAUCCUGAAAGAGCGAGAUCUGAAGGUGUACUGGGGGACAGCCACGACAGGCAAGCCUCACGUAGCCUACUUCGUACCAAUGUCCAAGAUUGCAGACUUCCUGAAGGCUGGAUGUGAGGUGACGAUCCUGUUCGCUGACCUCCACGCGUACCUAGACAACAUGAAGGCGCCGUGGGAGCUGCUGGAGCUGCGCACGCAAUACUACGAGACCGUGAUCAAGGCCAUGCUGGAGAGCAUCGGCGUGCCUCUCGACAAGCUGAAAUUCAUCCGGGGCACUGACUACCAGCUCAGCAAGGAAUACACGCUGGACGUCUACAGGCUCUCCUCGCUAGUCACCCAGCACGAUGCCAAGAAAGCUGGAGCGGAGGUGGUGAAGCAAGUGGAGCAUCCCUUGCUGAGCGGUCUGCUCUACCCAGGACUGCAGGCCCUGGAUGAGGAGUACUUGAAGGUUGAUGCUCAGUUUGGAGGAGUGGAUCAGAGGAAGAUUUUCACCUUUGCAGAAAAGUACCUGCCCUCCUUGGGCUAUACCAAGCGCCUCCAUUUGAUGAACCCGAUGGUUCCGGGGCUGACCGGCACCAAGAUGAGCUCUUCGGAAGAGGAAUCGAAGAUCGACCUUCUGGAUCGGAAGGAGGACGUAAAGAAGAAACUGAAGAAGGCAUUUUGUGAGCCGGGGAACGUGGAGAACAACGGCAUUCUGUCGUUCAUCAAGCACGUCCUCUUCCCACUGAAGUCAGAGUUUGUGAUAUUGAGAGACGCAAAAUGGGGAGGAAACAAAACCUACACAACUUACGAAGAGCUGGAAAAGGACUUUGCGACUGAGGUCGUGCACCCGGGGGACCUGAAGAGCUCGGUGGAAGUGGCUCUGAACAAGCUGCUCGACCCCGUCAGAGAGAAGUUCAACACCCCAGAACUUAAGAAAUUGACCAGUGCGGCGUAUCCUGACCUGUCUAAAGCCAAGGCUUCAGUGAAAAACUCCACCAAGAAUUCAAACCCUGAGGUCGUGGUCCCAUCCCAGCUGGACAUCCGUGUUGGCAAAGUGAUCAGCGUGGAAAAGCACCCUGAUGCAGACAGCCUGUACCUGGAGAAGAUUGACGUGGGUGAGCCCGAGCCCCGGACGGUGAUCAGCGGCCUGGUGCAGUUCGUGCCGAAGGAGCAGCUGCAGGACAGGAUGGUGGUGCUGCUGUGCAACCUGAAGCCCCAGAAGAUGAGGGGAGUGGAGUCCCAGGGCAUGCUGCUGUGUGCUUCCAGCUUGGGGGAGCCCCGUCAGGUGGAGCCCCUGGACCCGCCGGCAGGCUCCUGCCCAGGGGAGCGUGUCUACGUGGAAGGCUAUGAGAGCGGGCAGCCUGACGACGAGCUCAAACCCAAGAAGAGAGUCUUCGAGAAGUUGCAGGCUGACUUCCGGAUCUCGGAGGACUUUGUCGCCCAGUGGAAGCAGAAGAAUUUCAUGACCAGACUGGGGAAUGUCUCGUGUAAAACACUGAAGGGCGGGAACAUCAGUUAACAAGUGCCAGCCCGUCCACCUUGUCCUCUCCUCACCUGUUGCCAUCCACUGCUCCAUUUUGGGUUCUGUUCCCCCAACCUCCACCACGAUCGCCGCAGGGCCACGCUCACCCCACUGCAGCAUGCCUCUAAGUGAGGGAGAUUCAGCCCAAAGCACCUGGGGCUCGAGGCUGAAUGUGCGAAAUGCAGUAGAUGGUACACACCUUGCAACUGACCUUGGGCAGGUUUGGUGGAGAACCCGCCUCCAGAAGCAGCCCGUUUCCCUUCAAGCUGCCAUUGACCUGUUCCCACCCAGCUGAUCUCUGGAGGACCAUGUAGUUCCUGAGCCCCCAGCAGGAGCGAGGACUGCAACCUGUUGUCUGUUUCCUGUGAGUCCUCCUACGUGCGGCUCUCCUGAAGUGUCCGAAGCCGGGGUGAAGUUGUGAUUUGUACCAGUACAGGCUGUCACCUAUUUCCCCUGACUUUCUGUGGGUGGAUUCCAGCGGCUAUGAAGGUUGCACUCAAGCCGGCUGGAAGCUGCCGCUGUUGGAAAGCUUUGCUCAUUUUAAAUGCAAGUAUUUCAGGGAAGAAUGGUCAUUCAAACCUGUGUCGUUCGUAACAGGGACUGCAUGACAUCCUGUGUAAAGACAGUCACCCUACAUCUGCCUCAGCCCCCCCACGUGCUCUGUGAGGGGCUUGAACUGUGAAGCCGAGGGGGCUGGGCCUAGGAGGGCACGCAAGGCUCUCCAGACACUCACGGCUGCUCUGCAAGCCCAGGGACAGGCUCGUGGAGCUCAGCCCAUGGAGCUGCAGGUGUUGAAUAUGAAAUCAUCCCUCCUUGUUAAAAACCCCAAUAAAGUGUGAAACUGA
Messenger RNA from Chrysemys picta bellii (western painted turtle), 2618 nucleotides. RefSeq names its product tyrosyl-tRNA synthetase 1 (gene YARS1). Gene Ontology annotation, biological process: tyrosyl-tRNA aminoacylation. The record is from RefSeq and is a predicted model, not a curated record. Lineage: Eukaryota; Metazoa; Chordata; Testudines; Emydidae. Gene Ontology annotation, molecular function: ATP binding; tyrosine-tRNA ligase activity; tRNA binding.